AUGACUUUCAAGACGGUUUGGGAAUGGAUUUCAAGUAAUGGAUGGCCAUUACAAAUGAACAAAAAUCUUGCUAUCAAAUAUUUUCAUGAUAAUGUUUCAGAAUCAAUGAGAAUCUUAACUCAUGUGGAGAUAUCAGCUCUUACAAAUGAAGUUUAUAAACAAAUUUUAAAUUUAAAUAUUCAUGAACAAUUGAUUAUAAUUGAUAGUGAAGAAACAUUUUUAACUAUUCCAUUUAUAUUGGGAAUACUUCAAUCAAAUAAUUCUUUUUUUGUUUGUGAUUCUGAUUGGUCUGAAAAUAUGCUAACAAACUAUAUCAAAGAACUUAAACCAUCAUUAUUUAUUUGUCAAUGUCAAAAUAAAGCUAAAAUUUAUGAUGAAGUGAUCAAUCAUGUUACUGUAUCAUCCAUUGUUUUAUUUGAUCAACAAAUUGAUUUUUUUAAAAUGAAAACUGAAUGUUUUUACAAAGAUAUUGUUUAUGUAGUUGCUUCAUCAGGUAAAGAAAAUUUUCAUUAG
Messenger RNA from Rotaria sp. Silwood2, 513 nucleotides. The record is from the annotation of a GenBank genome assembly. Lineage: Eukaryota; Metazoa; Rotifera; Eurotatoria; Philodinida; Philodinidae.